CUUCUGCGUCUCAGUUGUACGUUGGCGCGGGAGAGAAAGUAUGGCGGGAGCGGCAGGUUGUUUUCUCCGCCUGCGGGUGUGUCGCGUUGAGGCCCGGGCUGAGGUACCGUUAAUCAAACUGUGGGGGAGUUUGGAGGACACAAAGGAGGAGCACAGGAGUCAGCAGUCGCCUCAAGCGGCGGUGUUUGGGGAGCAGAGUAGGCCUCAGGCGGCGGCUGCGGUGUUGUUGGGAGAGUUGUGCCUGGUGGAGGUGAGCGGAGAGUGGCAGCGCUGUAAAGUUUUAUUGAAGAGAGGAGCCGAGUGUGAGGUGCUCUUGCUGGAGGAGGGAACCAUCACCUCAGUGAGCCCCACCAGGCUGCGCAAGGCCCAGGCCUCUCUUUUCUUUCCGUUGCCCCCACACACGCUAGUGUGCGCGCUUAGCGGCCUGGUGCCCCCUAACGGCCAGCACUGGAACUACAGCACUCUCAACUACUUCUACUCCCUGCAAGAUAAGGUCAUCACAGGGCAGGUGCAGGAUCUGCUCCCACAAGGACUGGUGCUAUUAGAAGCGAGUGAGAUUGCCCAGCAGGCCCUGUUGUAUGGACUGGCCAAAACAGUUCCAGUGUUACCUUCCCAUCCCUUUCUUGGCUGUAACAGCGUAACCCGCCACACCCCAAUACCAGCUAUGAACGGUGUCGGGCGGGGAGGUCCCUGGCAAGCAGAAAGCAUGGACUACUGCUACCCGCGCCUUGAAAGCGGCGUGACGGAACAGGUGUUAGUCACCCACGUGUCUAAGCCGCACAGCAUCUUCUGCCAGCUCCUUAGCGUGGCGCAGGAGUUCCACAGCCUCUCGGAGGCCAUGCAGCAUUUUUACACCGUGGAAACUGGCCCAGCUUUUCGGAACCCUUUGAAGCUAGGACAGCCAUGUGCGUCCCGUGGAGCUGACGGACGCUGGUACCGCUCGCUGCUGCAGGAGGCUUUCCAAGAGCGCCAGCUGGCCACGGUCAUCCAUGUAGACUGGGGGCGCGAAGAGCUUGUUCCGCUGACUUGCCUGCGUCCGCUGCCGGCGGAGUUCCUUCGGUUGCCUGUGAUCACAUUUCGUUGUGCAUUGUAUGGGAUUUCAGACGGAGGAAAGGACUGGGAGCUGUCUGUGAUCGCUGAGCUGCGCUCUUUGCUACAGGGGAAGCAGGUGAGCGCUACAAUUCAGUUCUUCAACUCAUACAAACACUUGUAUGUGGUCACCCUGUUGGCUGCAGAUGGGUGUAACCUUAACUACUUCUUUGGCAUGCAAGUUCAAAAUCGGAGCCCCAAGUCUGAUACCUGCGUCAUUCCCAGCGUUGCUCAGGCAUCUCUUUGUCCUGAGAAAGAUGGAGAGAAAAUAGGUACCCCAAAGUUACCCGCAGAAAACUUUUAUGUCCCUGAAUUUUCCACCGUAGAGCUCAAGACUGGCACUUUUUAUGACGCUAUGGUGCAGUAUAUUUUUGACCCUUCCAAUUUUUAUGUUCAAACCGAAGAGGACUCCAAGAAACACCAGGAGAUGGUGGAUUUCAUUAACAAUAUGUAUACAAAGGCCUCCAGGUUAGAGGGCAUUAUAACCAAGCCUAAGCCUGGUCAAAUCUGCUGUGCCAAAUUCAAAGACGGUAUCUACUAUCGGGCUGAAGUCAUUGCCUGUGAGAAUAAGCAAGUCAAAGUUUACUUUUUGGACCACGGAAACGUUGAGUUGAUUGACUGGUAUAGCAUAAAAGAAUUGCCGGAUGAAUUCAAAGAACUGUCGGCAUUGGCCAACAGGUGCUGCCUGGUUGACAUCUACCCCUUGGGAGAGAGUUGGAGCCCAGAAGCGAUCUGUGCUUUUAAAGUAGCAGUUGUUCAUAGGAAGCUCGUACUAUAUGUAAUGUCCAAAGAUCUUGAUAAGUAUGCGGUAGAAGUCCUUGAUCAAUCCAGAGCCAAAGAGAAAAAUGUAGGGAAAGCAUUGUCAUUGGCUGGGCAUGCAAAAUACGAAGAGCUUGAAACCUUUACCACUGUGCAGAUUGGGGAAAGUGGAGGUAGAAAGACUACCCCAAGCCAGCCUGUAUCUAUUUCGGGUUUAUCUGAGACAGAAAAGAAAGAAGCUACUGUAGGCGUGUCGGAUGAUGAACGCCUACAGUAUUCACCCUAUGAAGACCAGCUGUUUGAACCUGGUGCGACUAUUAAAGUGAUCGUCUCCCAUAUAGAAAAUCCUGGGUUGUUUUGGUGUCAAAAUGCAGCACAGGCCUCUGCUCUAAAUAAUUUGAUGGACUCCAUACAGAUGUAUUGUAUCCUUGCAAACACAGCUCCUGAACCUAAUGCCAAUGCUUGCUUUGCUAAAAGCCCAACAAAUGGAACAUGGUACAGAGGCUUCAUUUCAGAGAUCCCAGUGAGUGAAACCAAAUCCAACAGUGUACAAGUGUUGUAUGUAGACUACGGGAUGACAGAGAUGGUUCCUGCUGUAAAUCUCCGUGCAAUGGAAAGCGGCUUUUUUAAUGUAAAAACUCACGCUUUCAAGUGCAGUCUAUACAACAUAAUUGCCCCGUUGGGCAAUAAUCCUUUUUGUUGGGACAAUAAAGCCACAAAUGCUUUUUGCGAUUUUGCCGUAAAAGCGGCCAAAGGGCGGGAAUUUCACUGCAUGUUUUUUGCCACAGCUUUUGUAGAUAACGAACUGAUUAAUAUAGUGGAUCUGUACACCCCGUUUGAAAACAUUUGCGCUAACUUGGCAAAGAGAGGAUUUGCAACGUACAUUUUUCAUAAGACCCUCGCGCCAUCUGUGCACCUUCAGUCGUUUUACUAUUCACUGCAUGACAUUAAAACGGGAAGUGAGGAAGAGGUUUCCAUCACACACGUCAAUCCUUCUUUGGAGUUUUACUGCCAACUUUUAAAGAAUACAGGCACUCUUGCAAGGAUUGCAGAAGCUAUUACAAAAUCUUGCAAGAAAACACAGCGUCUGAAGCUGCCUAGCGCUGUACCACUGUGUCUUGCAAAAUUCACUGACCAACAGUGGUAUCGUGCCUUUAUCUGUUCAGAGACCGAUGGGGCAGAGGUGUUUUUUGUGGAUUACGGAAACACUGAAAAAGUUGCAGCUGAUGAUCUUCAACCCAUUGUGCAAAGCGAGCAUGAUCUGUUGCUUUUACCAAUGCAGGCAAUUAAAUGUUCCUUGUCUGAUAUCCCAUUGAUUCUUCCAGAAGAAGUUAUGACUUGGUUUGAAGGCAUCGUUUGGAACAGAGCUUUGAGGGCACUAGUUGUUGCCAAGGAAGCUGAUGGAAAGUUAUUAGUGGAACUCUAUGAUGGUAAUGAACAAAUCAAUGCAACUCUCAAAAGCAAAUUGGGAUUAAAUGUUCCUAAAAACGCACUAGCAUGCAAGCCAGCUUUUUGCCCCAGCAGUCAACCAUCCCCAAAAUUCACCCAACAGGAAGCAAAAACUGUAAACGGAGAGAGAAAAACUUGUGAAUCAAUCCAAGGGCAGAUUUCACACACUCGGGGGUCUAAUGUUGCCAGAACAGACAGUAGUACUGCACUGCCACAACGAGACCGAUCCUCACCAGGGGCUCAAAUGCCUUUUGAACAGCAGGCAGAUAGACCUGCACUGCCACAACGAGACCGAUCCUCACCAGGGACUCAAAUGCCUUUUGAACAGCAGACCGAUAGACCUGCACUGCCACAACGAGACCGAUCCUCACCAGGGACUCAAAUGCCUUUUGAACAGCAGACCGAUAGACCUGCACUGCCACGACGAGACCGUUCCUCACCAGGGACUCAAAUGCCUUUUGAACAGCAGGCAGAUAGACCUGCACUGCCACAACGAGACCGAUCCUCACCAGGGACUCAAAUGCCUUUUGAACAGCAGACCGAUAGACCUGCACUGCCACAACGAGACCGAUCCUCACCAGGGACUCAAAUGCCUUUUGAACAGCAGACCGAUAGACCUGCACUGCCACGACGAGACCGUUCCUCACCAGGGACUCAAAUGCCUUUUGAACAGCAGGCAGAUAGACCUGCACUGCCAAAACGAGACCGAUCCUCACCAGGGACUCAAAUGCCUUUUGAACAGCAGGCAGAUAGACCUGCACUGCCACAACGAGACCGAUCCUCACCAGGGACUCAAAUGCCCUUUGAACAGCAUGCAGAUAGAGAUUACAAUGCAAACAAUCGGGAGCCCAGUUCACAAAAAAGAGACACCCUGCCUUUCCAGAGCAAUGUGAAAAGGGCAUUGUACCAAGACAAUCAGGACUGUAGUGUGAGAAGGAAAGAGGUGACUAAAUUUCAGAGCACACAAAGAAACUCAUACUAUGAGCAGCCGUCAAGUCAGAACUCAAAGCCAAAUUUUGGUAAAGAGUUGCAUCUAAAACCAAACCCAUUUGCAAAGCCUUGUGGCAGCACACCAAAGCACCCUCUAACAAAGAUAAGUGAAAUAUCUACCAGAAGUAUCUCCCCAGGCGAAAAACUGUGCGUUUAUGCUUCUCAUGCAAAAAACAUGUUUGACUUCUAUGUACAGACUGCAGAGACUGGCUUACUGGACCAGAUUUCAGAUUUUUUAAACCGUGACAAGAGUACUUUUGAGGAGGUGUCUGAAAAGGAUGUCAACAUUGGAGAUGUAGUUUGUGCGUUGUUUGAUGGAGAUAAACUGUACUACAGAGGAGUUGUGGAACAGAAAAGUGCUGUAGGUUUAAAUGUGCUGUAUAUAGACUAUGGUAACACAUCUGUGAUUUCCAAUUGCAAAAUCUACAAACUUCCCCAGAAGCUGUGCUCCAUUCCUGCUCAGAGUAUUCACUGUUCUUUAAAUUCUACUAAAGGGGCUUCUUCUGUCUCCAACAGUCAUAACAUAGUGGAAAUGUUUUAUGAACGCGUGUUUGACCAGCAAUUACAGUGUGAAUUCAUCAAAUUGAAAGAUGAUAAAUGGGAUGUAGAUCUUUAUGAUAAGAGAGGCAGUGUCAAUGAUUUACUAAAACCCUUAGUAGAGAAGGGCAAAGUAACAACUGAAUUUAAAGCAAGACAGGAAGAUGUGCCAGUCAAUAAAUCAUUCACCUGGAACGUGCCAAAAACUGGAAAAACUGUAAAAGUCUUUACAAGUUCUGUAGACAGCCCUGGCCUCUUCUGGUGCCAGUUAAGCACAACAGAUUUUGAUGUCCUAGCAAAACAAGUUCAAGAAGCUGGAGAAAAGUCUGUCAGAGAUGACCAUUUUAUUGCUACCAUUGAGGUUGGCAGCCUCUGCAAUGUUAUGUACAGCGAAGACCAAAACUGGUACCGGGCUCUCGUUUCCAAAAUGGAGGCAGAUGUUGCUACUGUAAGGUUUGUUGACUAUGGAAACGUAGAAAAUGUUGUUAAAGAGGAAAUUCGACAGCUUCCUACCAUUCUUGCCAGGCUUCCGACCCAAGCUUUCCCAUGCUGCCUUGCUAAAUUUAAUGUUGCUGCCGGUACAUGGACUUCAGAGGGGUGUGAUUAUUUCUUCCAACGUGCUACAGAAGACGUACUGGAGUUGACUGUUGAAGAUAUACAACAUGAUGAAAUGUGUAAAAUUCCUCUGGCACUUGUAAGACUGAAAUAUAAUGAAAUGGACAUUAAUGAAGAAAUGAAACGUUUCUGGCAAGUGGGCAAAAAAGAAUCCUCAAACCUUGCAGAGUCAGCAUCUAGCAAACCAGACAUGACUGAAGAAAGACAGACGGUGGAGGAAAAGCAGCUUGGCGCUGAAGAGUUGGACUGGCCUAUUCCCAGUAUGGAAGAUGAAGCUGAUCAUAAUAAAGCACUGGAUACAUGUCAUGUAGAACCAACUGUUGAAUGGCAGACUAGACCAGAAAAUAUUGCUGCCAUUAAAUCAUUCACCUGGAACGUGCCAAAAACUGGAAAAACUGUAAAAGUCUUUACAAGUUCUGUAGACAGCCCUGGCCUCUUCUGGUGCCAGUUAAGCACAACAGAUUUUGAUGUCCUAGCAAAACAAGUUCAGGAAGCUGGAGAAAAGUCUGUCAGAGAUGACCAUUUUAUUGCUACCAUUGAGGUUGGCAGCCUCUGCAAUGUCAUGUACAGCGAAGACCAAAACUGGUACCGGGCUCUCGUUUCCAAAAUGGAGGCCGAUGUUGCUACUGUAAGGUUUGUUGACUAUGGAAACGUAGAGAAUGUUGUUAAAGAGGAAAUUCGACAGCUUCCUACCAUUCUUGCCAGGCUUCCGACCCAAGCUUUCCCAUGCUGUCUUGCUGAAUUUAAUGUUGCUGCCGGUACAUGGACUUCAGAGGGGUGUGAUUAUUUCUUCCAACGUGCUACAGAAGACGUACUGGAGUUGACUGUUGAAGAUAUACAACAUGAUGAAAUGUGUAAAAUUCCUCUGGCACUUGUAAGACUGAAAUAUAAUGAAAUGGACAUUAAUGAAGAAAUGAAACGUUUCUGGCAAGUGGGCAAAAAAGAAUACUCAAACCUUGCAGAGUCAGCAUCUAGCAAACCAGACAUGACUGAAGAAAGACAGACGGUGGAGGAAAAGCAGCUUGGCGCUGAAGAGUUGGACUGGCCUAUUCCCAGUAUGGAAGAUGAAGCUGACCGUAAUAUGGGUUUCGAUCCAUUGAAUACAGAGGAGACUGAAGAUGACACAGGGGAUUCAUCACCAAGGGAUCUUCGACAAAUGGAAAAUGAAGAAGGAAUAAGUGAGGAAGAGGGUGAUCAGGGUAUUGAGCAUCUUGUGGAAAGCAAAGACGACCAAGCUUACGAAAGACUUGUGGAAACCAUUACUCACAAAGAUACCCUAGCUGGAGAUGUUUUUGAAACUGGCUAUGAAUGUCAUGGUGGACUACUUGUAUCAUAUAGCAGCAGCCUGGAAUAUGACGAUGACUAUACUAAACAUGAAUGUCUAGCUAAAGAGGAAUUUGAAACGGAAGAGUCUGCAACUUACAAAGCUGUCAUAGAAAGUAAAGAGCCAAUAGAUGAUACCUUACAAGAUCCAACACCUGAACAUGUCCACAAAAGUGAAGACACUGAAAAAAGCAAAGUUUUUGUCUUGCCAAAUGAAAAGGACACCUUGGAACGUGAAAAACAUUCAGCUUGCGCAUGUGUUGAAAACCAAGUGCUUGAAAUUAAUGAGGAUGCAACUAUGCAAAUUCUAGCUACUGGAGUCCUUGCUGAAAGUGAGAAUGAAGAUGCAACCAAUGUGGACACUGUGGAGGCUGUAGUGGGUGAAGUUGAGAAAAGUGAAGAGGCUUCUGUGGACAGUGUGGAUGCUUUAGAGUUCAGUGACACUGGUGUAUGUGAGGCGGUUGAGGCCAUUACUUACAUGAACGAAGAAGACUUUUUAGCUGUUGGUGAACAUCAAGAGUUUGAAGCUAUCACAUUUGUGGACCAUGUAGAGCCCAUAGCUAUUAGUGAACAUGUUGAGGAAUUCACUUAUGUUGACAGUACAGAUGCUUUAGCAAUUGGUGAACGUGAAGUUAUCACUUUUAUGGACAGUGUGGAGUCUAUAACUGUUGGUGACAUUGGUGAAUGUCAGGAGGUUGAGGCUAUGACUCACGUGGACAGUGUAGAGGCAAUGUUUGUUGGCAUUGAUAUGAAUUACGACUUUGACGCUAUCACUUAUGUGGAUAUGAUGGAGGCUGUAGCUGUAAGUGAGGACAUAGUAGAGCCUGUAGUUCUUCAAUAUGAAGAGGUUGAGGACAUAGUAGAGCCUGUAGAAAUUGGUGACUAUGCUGAGGUUAAGGACAUGGUAGAACCUUUAGUUAUUGGUGACGAUGCUGAGGUUAAGGACAUAGUAGAACCUUUAGUUAUUGGUGACGAUGCUGAGGUUAAGGACAUGGUAGAACCUUUAGUUAUUGGUGACGAUGCUGAGGUUAAGGACAUGGUAGAACCUUUAGUUAUUGGUGACGAUGCUGAGGUUAAGGACAUAGUAGAACCUUUAGUUAUUGGUGACGAUGCUGAGAUUAAGGACAUAGUAGAACCUUUAGUUAUUGGUGACUACGAAGAGGUUGAGAACAGAGUAGAGCCUAUAGUUAUUGGGGAAUAUGAAGAGGUUGAUGACAUAGUAGAGCCUGUAGUUAUUGUUGACUAUGAGGAGCUUGAGGACAGAGUAGAGCCUGUAAUUACUGGUGAAUGUGAAGAGGUUGAGGUUGCCACUUUUGUGGACAGUGUAGAGGCUGUAACUACUGGUGACAUUACGGAAUGUGAGAAGGUUGAAGCUGUCGCUUAUGAUGGCAGUGUAAAGGCUGUUGGUGACAUUUGUGAACAUGUAGGAGUUAAAGAUAUCAUUUAUGUGGACAUGGUUGAGGCUGUAGCUGUAAGAAGCACUAAUGAAAGUGAAGAGGUGGAGGCUGUGUCUCACAUGAACUGUGUAGAGCAUGCAGCUGUUGGUGACAUUGAAUGUAUAGAGGUAGAGGCUGAUCAUUUUUCAGACAUUGAUGAAAUUAAAGAAAAUGAGACUAUCAAUUACAUGGACAGUGCAGAGCCUGAAGCUGGUAACACUGAUGACAAUGAAGAGGUUAAGAAUUUUACUUAUGUGACCAGUGAAGUAGCAGUGGUUGUUCCUGACACUGGUGAACCUCAAUCGUCUAAAGCUUUCACUUCUGUGGACAAUGCUGUAGCAGUUCCUGACAUUGGUGAAAGUAAAAACUCUGGGGGUGAUAUUAUCAAUACAGCUGUGGAAUCUCUGGUUGUAUCUAGCCAAGUUACUGUAGAAUCUGAAAGAGCUCUAGUGGGAGAUGACCAGUUACAAAGAGAUGAUGAUGCUACUGGGGAAAGUAUUGUAAAAAGUGAAGAAACUGUUGAGGAUGAAGAGACUGUAGUGAGCUCAGGCAUAGUAGAGGAGGUUUUCAAAACGGAAGACUUCAUAGGAAUUACAAAGCUUGUGAGAAGUGAAGACUGUAGGCCUAGUGAGGACACAAUGGAAUGUGAAGACACUUUGGGUUCUCGAGAUGUCACAGAGACUUUGGAAGCCAAACAAUUUGGGAACCAAGUUUGGGAACGUGUAAUUGAUGUAUCGAAUGAAGACCUGAGAGAGAGUACUAUUCCUGAGAUUACCAGAGGUGUGUCAUUACAGCACAGGGGUCGGCAGUUUCAAGAACAAGACUGUCCUGGAGAAGUGGAAGGAUGCUGUGUUGGCGAGGAUUCAGAAUAUGCUUCUUCACACACUUUAGAACAUCAAGAUAAACAGACAGAACUAUUUACAAUGUACAGAGACCAGCCAGUGGCUAAAACAAGCUCUGAGGUCAUGCAUGGGAGUGAUGGUAGUGAUUCUUCAACUGGUCGAGAGACUUUAGAUGAGAAAGAUAAACAGCCAGACAUAUUUACAGUGUGCAGAGACCAGCCGGGGGUUAAAACAAGCCCUGAUGUCAUUUAUGGGAGCGAUUAUUCAACUGAUCAAGAGACUUUAGCUAUGGAAGAUAAACAAGCAGACCUAUUUACAGUGUACAGAGACCAGCCAGCGGUUAAAACAAGCCCUGAGGUCAUGUAUGAAAGUCAUAGUGGUGAUUCCUCAACUGAUCAAGAGACUUUAGAUAAGGAAGAUAAACAGCCAGACCUAUUUACAGUGUACAUGGACCAGCCAUUGGUUAAAACAAGCUCUGAGGUCAUGCAUGGGAGUGAUGGUGGUGAUUCUUCAACUGAUCGAGAGACUUUAGAUAAGGAAGAUGAACGGCCAGACAUAUUUACCGUGUGCAGAGACCAGCCGGGGGUUAAAACAAGCCCUGAUGUAAUAUAUGGAAGUGAUGAUAGUGAUUCUUCAACUGAUCAAGAGACUUUAGAUAAGGAAGAUAAACAGCCAGACCUAUUUACAGUGUACAGAGACCAGUUGGGGGUUAAAACAGACUCUGAGGUCAUGUAUGAAAGUGAUGGUGAUUCUUUGGCUGAUCAAGAUACUUUAAAUAAGGAAGAUAAAAAAUCAGCAGAGCCGUGCCGUAUACACACAGAUCAUCAACCAUUGGCGAUAACCAGCACUGAAAACAAGAAUGAAAGUGAUCUCUGUGACACCUCAAGGGACAUGGAUGACAGAGGCAAGAGAAGAUCAGAUUUAUUUACCGUGUACAGAGACAGUCCAGCAGUCAUAUCAAGCACUGAGAGCAUAAGUGGCAGCGAUGUUAGUGACCCAUCAGUCGAAGAUGUUGCGAUCAUCUCUCGCGAGGCAGUAGGAUACGCUCUGCCUGUGUGCUGUGCAGCGAAAGUACUUCCUGAAGAUGAGUAGGAUCACCGAGGAUCAUGAUCCAUCAGAUGGAGACAAGUUAGACUUUAACAAUUGUAUUCUAUUACAUUUUUGGUUUGGAGUUUAAUACCACUUUAGGUUCAGCUGACUUGUUUUGUAUGUUGCCUAAGUGUGAGAAAAUUUUAGGCAUUUUUGGUUUAAACUAUGCAGAUAUUGUUUUUUUUUUUCCAGUAAAGUUGUACUGAAUUUUCUUUGUAUGCCUGUUUUUCUUAUUCUCAUCACACACACUGGCUUUGAGUGCUAGGAGAUGUGUAAAUGGGUUGUACAGUCAUAAACUUGCUUUUGGUAACUAAA
Molecule: messenger RNA, 10444 nt
Organism: Rana temporaria (common frog)
Lineage: Eukaryota; Metazoa; Chordata; Amphibia; Anura; Ranidae
Gene: TDRD6
Product: tudor domain containing 6
Exons: 14
Coding region: 41-10132 (3363 amino acids)
Source: RefSeq, a predicted model, not a curated record